AUGGCAAAUCAGGCUGAAGAACUCAAACUUAAAGCAAAUGAAGCUUUUCAAGCUAAUAAAAAUGAUGAAGCAAUUGAUUUAUAUAGUCAAGCAAUAGCACUUGAUGAAAAAAAUCAUGUUCUCUUUAGUAAUCGAUCAGCUGCUUAUACUAAAUUAGGAAAAUAUGAAGAUGCAUUAAAAGAUGCUGAAGAAUGCAUAACAUUAAAACCUGAUUUUACUAAAGGAUAUUCUCGAAAAGGUGCUGCACUUUCAUUUUUAAAACGUUACGAUGAAGCAAUCAAUGUUUAUGAAGAAGGCCUUAAAAUCGAUCCAUCUAAUCAACAAUUAAAGACGGAUCUGAAAACAGCACAAAAUGAUUCGAAAAAAUCCUCAUCUAGUCCAUUUGAUUUCUUUUCUGAUCCAAAAUUUCAAAGUGAACUUAUGACAAAUCCAAAAGCUCGAGAACUAUUAAAAGAUCCUGAAACAGCCAUGCUUAUGAAAAUGAUGCAAGAACAACCAAAUAAUACAGCACUUUUGCAAAAUCCAAAAUUAAUGCAACUCAUUGGUAUUGGACUUGGUUUUGAUAUCGGUAUGUCAGAUGGUGCUGAUGUUAAACCUGAAAGAAAUACAAAUUCAACACCAAAUAAAGUAAAUGAACAAAAUUCCGCUGAAGCUGAAAAAGAGAAGGGCAAUGAAGCAUACAAGAAAAAAGAUUUUGAAGCAGCAUUACAACAUUAUGAUAAAGCCAGUGAAUUAGAUCCAAAGAAUAUGACUUAUUAUACUAAUAAAGCUGCUGUUCAUUUCGAACAAAAACGAUGGGAUGAUUGUAUAAAACAAUGUGAACAAGCUAUAGAAGUUGGCCGGGAAAAUAAAGCAGAUUAUAAAUUGAUUGCCAAAGCCUAUGCCCGUAUGGGAAAUGUUAAAGCACAAGAAAAAGAUUAUGAAGCUGCUAUAAAAUUUUAUAAUACUUCGCUAGCUGAACAUCGAAAUCCUGAUAUUUUAAAGAAAAAACAAGAAGUUGAAAAACUACUUAAAGAAAAAGAGAAAACAGCUUAUAAUAAUCCUGAAUUAGCUGAAGAAGAAAAAAAGAAAGGAAAUGAAUAUUUUCAAAAAGCUGAUUAUCCAAAUGCACUUAAACAUUAUACUGAAGCUAUUAAACGAAAUUCAUCCGAUGCAAAACUUUAUUCCAAUCGAGCUGCUUGUUAUGCAAAACUAAUGGAAUUUCCAUUGGCAGUCAAAGAUUGUGAAGAAGGAAUUAAACUCGAUCCAAAAUUUCUUAAAUGUUAUCUUCGUAAAGGUCAUGCUUUAGUAGCAAUGCAAGAUUUAGGUCAAGCUAUGUCUACAUAUGGUAAAGCUCUUGAAAUCGAUCCAUAUUGUCAAGAAGCUAUUGAUGGUCAACGACAAUGUUCAAUAAAAUCAAAUACUGAUCCAGAUGAAAUUCGUAAACGUGCAGCUGCUGAUCCUGAAAUUCAACAAAUUCUUGGUGAUCCAAGUAUGCGUAUGAUUCUCGAACAAAUGCAAAAUGAUCCACAAGCAUUACGUGAUCAUUUACAAAAUCCAGCGAUUGCACAAAAAAUUCAAAAAUUAAUUCAAUCCGGUAUCAUCAGUACGCGUUAA
This is a messenger RNA of Adineta steineri, 1596 nucleotides long. The record is from the annotation of a GenBank genome assembly. Lineage: Eukaryota; Metazoa; Rotifera; Eurotatoria; Adinetida; Adinetidae.